This is a messenger RNA of Drechmeria coniospora, 600 nucleotides long. RefSeq lists its product as uncharacterized. The transcript has 2 exons. The record is from RefSeq and is a predicted model, not a curated record. The coding region runs from base 1 to 600 and encodes 199 amino acids. Lineage: Eukaryota; Fungi; Ascomycota; Sordariomycetes; Hypocreales; Ophiocordycipitaceae.
AUGCUUCCCAAUGCCAACAACCAGCGGCGGAUGGGGGAGAAGAUUCUCCACCACGAGCCCUGCAUCUCCUUCUUGUCGAGCUCAUCCCGGGUGCCUCGUUGCACCGACACGGUACGACAAAAUGCCCUGCUGUUGGGUGGCUGCUCGAGGAGUCACGACGGGUCGGGGCAGGACAGCUUCGCGCAACAUUUGCCGACGUCAGGUUCCGCCAUCGCCCUUGUGGGCGUCCCAACGACCGACGCUGGCUCCGGGCCGUCCGAUGGAACUCGAACCGUUCGUGCGGCCGAAAGCGCCGGCGGAUGGGGGCAUCCGCGUGCCUCUCCGGUGGAAACAGGGAUGACCAUCAGCGCUCGCCUCGGUGUCGAAUCCCGAGUCCCUCGAGGUCGAGGCUGGAUGGCAAGCCACGACGCUCAACUCGACUCCUCCGGUGUCGUUGGUGCUUCGUCGCCGCCGCUCAACCUCUCGUGGCUUUCAGCCGUCACCAAGCUGUCCUCGGCUCGUCACUCUCCCCGCCGCGCGCAGUUCCCGGCCAGCACGGUCGACAGGGAGCAGGCUGGCUUCCGUAUGCAUGACACAUCGACUCGCACAGCCGAGGUGUAA